Messenger RNA from Cannabis sativa, 1180 nucleotides. RefSeq names its product glyoxylase I 4. The transcript is spliced from 3 exons. The record is from RefSeq and is a predicted model, not a curated record. Lineage: Eukaryota; Viridiplantae; Streptophyta; Magnoliopsida; Rosales; Cannabaceae. Bases 215 to 832 code for a protein of 205 amino acids.
UUAUAUUAAAGAAUUUGCUAGGAAAGUUCCUCAUUGAGGAAAUUACUCACAACAAAAUUGAACAGGCCUUAGGCCUAGGGACAUAUAUAAAAAGGCUUCAUUCCCCUAAGAUUAAGAUCAUCAAGCAAAACUCAGAAAAAAAAAAAAGAAAAAUACAUAUUAAACAAGUAGUGAAGUGAAGAAGAUAUCUUCAAUCAAUCAUAUAUAAUUGAAAAUGUCUUUCAUGGAGAUUGAAGAAGUGAGCAACUGUGAAUCUCUGCCUUUGUUGUCUUUAAAUCAUGUUUCAAUUCUAUGCAGAUCGGUUUGGGCCUCAGCUCGAUUCUAUGAAGAAGUUUUGGGCUUUGUCCUCAUCAAACGGCCCUCUUCUUUCAAAUUCAAUGGAGCUUGGUUGUACAACUAUGGGAUUGGGAUACACUUGAUUGAGAAUCCAUCACUGAUGGAUGAAUAUGAUUCCAUGGAUGAAAUUAUUAGACCAAUCAACCCUAAGGAUAACCAUAUCUCUUUCCAAUGUACUGAUGUUGGACUAGUGAAGAGGAGACUACAAGAAAUGGGUAUGAGAUAUGUGACAGCUUUGGUUGAAGAUGAUGGUGCCAAGGUUGACCAAGUGUUCUUUCAUGACCCAGAUGGUUAUAUGAUUGAGCUUUGCAACUGUGAAAACAUUCCCAUUAUUCCACUGGCUUCUUGUCCAGUCUUCAAGCCCACAUCCACUACUACUUUCAAAAAGCCCGGCCCAUUAACAGGCCCAAUUACUGGCCCAAUGGCCAAAUGUGGCUUCAUGGAGAAUGUCAUGAUGGAGAGCCUCAGCAUGGACAUGUUAAACUUCUCUUUUUAAGUUCUAUAAUCUAUACUAUAUAAUAUGAUCCUUAUCUUAAAAGAGUAAGAGGGAAAGUGAGUGAACUAAUUAGAUCACUCUCACUUUUAAGUUAAGCUGUCUCUCUAAUUCUAUACUUUAAGGAUUAGUAUCAAAAAAGAAAAAAGAAAAAAGAAAAAAGUUUUUCUUUUUUUCACUUUUAAAUCCAUUAUAGGGGAUUUCUUUUAUUUGUGAUUUGGUAUUAUGGUUUGGUCAUAUGGGUUUUUGUAUUUGUUUUAUGGUGCCUUGUAAUAAGUGUGAUGAUUUUAAUGUGUAAAAUAUAUGUUUGAACUUAUGUGAUAUAAUACAACAUUUGAACCAUUUGUAUCA